Diaporthe amygdali is the source of this 579-nucleotide messenger RNA. RefSeq names its product branched-chain-amino-acid aminotransferase. Lineage: Eukaryota; Fungi; Ascomycota; Sordariomycetes; Diaporthales; Diaporthaceae. Gene Ontology annotation, molecular function: catalytic activity. The record is from RefSeq and is a predicted model, not a curated record. The coding region runs from base 1 to 579 and encodes 192 amino acids. The transcript is spliced from 2 exons.
AUGGUUGCUAAGAGUGGAAUCCGCGAUGCUUUUGUCGAGAUUAUAGUCACUCGUUGGCUGAAGGGCGUUCGGGGGUCUAGACCUGACGAGCUUCUCAACAACAGCCUCUACAUGUUUUUCCAGCCAUAUGUCUGGGUGAUGGAGCCAGAGAUGCAGCUUGUGGCAGGCAAAGCUAUUGUGGCGAGAGCAGUUUGCCGUAUUCCUCCCGGAAGUAUCGACCCUACUGUUAUGAACCUUCAGUGGGGGGAUCUUGUAGGCGGCCUGUUUGAAGCGCGGCGUUCUGGAAGGGCCCGGGAGAGUGUCAUUGACGUUGCAAAGGCCGAAGGCUAUGAAAUUCGUGUCGAAUUUGUACCAAUCGAAUCAGCCUACCAGGCCGAUGAGAUUUUUAUGUGCACUACUGCAGGCGGCAUCAUGCCUAUUACGGAGCUUGAUGGUAACUUAGUCAAGGAUGGCAAGCUUGGUCCUAUUACUAAGGAUAUCUGGGACGGAUACUGGGCGAUUUACUACGAUCCUAAGUUUAGUUUUGAAAUUGACUUCAAGAACGGUACUGCGGUUAACGGUGUGUGUCAAAACGGGUAG